This is a messenger RNA of Mesorhabditis spiculigera, 1215 nucleotides long. The record is from the annotation of a GenBank genome assembly. Lineage: Eukaryota; Metazoa; Nematoda; Chromadorea; Rhabditida; Rhabditidae.
AUGCCAGCCGGUGGCAUGCAGCUCCGUGCGCUAUCGCAGAGCGCCGCUGCGAGGAAUAAGGUAGCCUACAUCGUCGGCGCCGCCCGAACGCCGAUCGGCUCCUUCCGCUCGAGCCUCGCGUCCGUCCCUGCUCCUCAGCUUGGUGCCGUCGCUAUCAAGGGAGCUCUGCAGCACGCCAAGCUGCCCGCUAGCGCAGUGCAAGAGGUUUUCCUCGGCCAGGUUUGCCAAGCGAACGUCGGACAAGCCCCGGCCAGGCAAGCGACACUUGGCGCUGGACUUGAGAAAUCGACGGCCGUGACGACUGUUAACAAGGUCUGCUCCUCCGGGCUGAAAGCGAUCAUCCUCGGCGCCCAACAGAUUCAGACCGGCCACCAGGAUGUUGUUGUCGCCGGCGGAAUGGAGAGCAUGUCGCUGGUCCCCUACUACGUGCCACGAGGCGAAAUCCCCUACGGAGGGCUGCAAAUGAUUGACGGUAUUGUGAAAGACGGGCUGACGGACGCGUACAACCACUGCCACAUGGGCAACUGCGGCGAGAAGACGUCAAAGGAACGUCAAAUCACGCGUGAGGAUCAAGACGACUACGCCAUUGGCAGCUACAAGAAGAGCGCCGAGGCUUGGAAGAACGGCAGCAUCUCCUCCGAAGUCGUCCCCGUCGAAAUCAAGGGCAAAAAGGGCACCGUUGUCGUCGACAAGGACGAAGAGUUCAGCAAGGUCAACUUUGACAAGUUUAAGGGCCUGCGUACAGUCUUCCAGAAAGACGGCACUAUCACUGCCGCCAAUGCCUCCACGCUCAAUGAUGGCGCCGCUUCGGUGGUCAUCGUCUCAGAGGACGCCCUGAAGAAGCACAAUCUGAAGCCGCUAGCCAAGAUCCUUUCCUACGGCGACGCGGCUCGCGAUCCCCUCGAUUUUGCCAUCGCCCCACCACUUCUCGUCCCAAAACUGCUGAAGAAUGCAGGGCUCUCGCUGAACGACAUCGACCACUGGGAGGUUAAUGAAGCCUUCUCCGUCGUGGUGCUCGCCUUCAUCAAGGAACUCGGACUAGACCCUGCCAAGGUAAACCCGCAUGGUGGCGCCGUCUCGCUUGGUCAUCCAAUUGGAAUGUCUGGAGCCCGGCUGAUCGUCCACAUGACGCACGCCCUCAAGUCCGACCAAAAGGGCUUUGCCGCGAUCUGCAACGGCGGCGGCGGCUCCUCCGGCAUGGUCAUCCAAAUGAUC